Ectocarpus sp. CCAP 1310/34 is the source of this 560-nucleotide messenger RNA. The record is from the annotation of a GenBank genome assembly. NCBI's taxonomy places the organism in Eukaryota, Phaeophyceae, Ectocarpales, Ectocarpaceae.
GGGGGGGGGGGAGACCGCAGAUGUUCGCAACGAUGUUCGCCACCCGCGAGGAUGUGGACGCCGCUCUUCGCGCCGAGCGCCCGCCCGACAAGAUGCCGGACCUUCCUCACUGCCUCGCCGGCGACCUCCGAGUGCCGAAAACGUUGAAGGAGGCCAUGCGGUCUCAGCAUUCAGAGUUGUUGGAUGAUGCAGUCGGUCGAGAAUUUUUCGAGAACGCGAUCAAUGCCAAGUGGGUCUUCAACUGUAAGGCAGACGAGUACGGAUGGCCGACGAAAUUCAAGGCAAGCCUUUUAGCGCGGGGGGACAUGCAGAGGGCUCCGAUCGAUUUUGGAGAAUUGUGUGCAUCCACCGUAUCAGUGUCCAGUGUGCGCUUGUUGGCAGCAUUAGCAUGCGAGCAGAAUCUUGACUUGUGCCAUUUCGAUAUUCAGCAGGCUUUCGUACAGUCUGAGCUUGAUGAGGAUGUUUUCAUGCGCUUACCGCAGGGGUUGAUCGAUAAUUCGGUGGCUCAGUUCUUUGUGUUGGGAGUGUAGAGCAGCUGGGCCAUGACGGGCCGUGGUAGG